This is a messenger RNA of Bubalus bubalis (water buffalo), 1938 nucleotides long. RefSeq lists its product as uncharacterized. The transcript is spliced from 6 exons. The record is from RefSeq and is a predicted model, not a curated record. Bases 1 to 747 code for a protein of 248 amino acids. NCBI's taxonomy places the organism in Eukaryota, Metazoa, Chordata, Mammalia, Artiodactyla, Bovidae.
AUGGUCGCGUUGCUCGCUCGGGCAGAGCGGGGGAGAGGGUGGAGCGCGGCGGCCGGACACCCGGGAUGCGCGCGGCGGGGCCGGGCCGCUCAGCACAUUGUGAGCGGGCGAGGGGACGCGGCGCGGAGGGGCCGGGGAGCGAGGGCGGCGCUCGGCUGCCUGACUGGAAUCCGCUGUCGCCGCCGCUCGGCCGCCACAGCCCGGCGGGGAGGAGGGGGCCGGGCCGGGGUGGGGGGACCGCGGGGCGCGGCGGCGGCGGCGACACCAGACUGCUCGACUGGAGCCCUGCGUCAGGCGGCGGCACGCGCACACCUGCCCGCCGCCGCUCCGGGCCGCACUAUUGGCUGUCCGCGCGGAGCGCGCGAGAUUGAACUUUCCAUUCAUUCUUGGGCCUGCCGGGCGCGCGCGGCGGCGGCGGAGCUUUCCCCGGGGGCUCUCGAGGACGCGCGCUGCCCGCCCCAACCGAAAGGCGCGUCCCCGCGCGGACUGUGGGCGCGCACGGUCGCUGCCGCCGGCUCUUCGAGUGGAGGUUGCGAGCGUCGGGGCCUGUCACUCGGGUCCCGCUGCGCGCUGCACGGGCUCCUGGAGGACCCUCAGCCGGCGGUCUCUGGGCUGCGCCUGGAGGGAGGCAGCAGCGAAACUGUAAGAAGACCUUGGAAUGGCCCACUUACCUGGAAUCACUGCUUCAAAUGUCGAGCCUGGAGAUUGGGAACAGAGACAAGUGGUAGCCUCCAGCCAUGCUUUUAGAAGACAGUUUCAAGUCAGGUGCCUGUGGGAGGUGAGGUGGAGGGUGUGAACAUCCCGGGGCUGGUGGUGUUUGCCAUCAUCUUUGGUGUGGCCCUGCAGAAGCUGGGCCCUGAGAGAGCGCUGCUCAUCUGCUUCUUCAGCUCCUUCAGUGAUGCACCCUGGUGCUGGUCUCCUGGAUCAUGUGGAUGCAUCCUGGAUCAGAAGGUCAGAAAUCAGAAGGCUAGUGACUUCCUGGAGGUCCAGUGAUUGAGACUCCGAGCUGCCAAUGCAGGAGGUGUGGGUUCGAUCCCUAGUUGGGAAACAAGGAUUCCCACAUGCCAUGUGGCACAGCCAAAAAGAAAAAGAAAUCCGGAGACUCGGAGCAAAAUGAUGCCAGUCAGCUGAGCCAAGUGUGUACAUUCCUCACUCAACCCCAGACAGCUUAAUAAUGGUUCAUUAAGCAGCUAAUUAGACUUGCAGUACUUUCAUCCAGGCUCACAGACCCCGCCCAGUCGACACACCUUUGCCGUGCUCCUUUCUCUUGGUGCUUCUCACUUGGUUUUGCUGUUUAGAAGUAGCCCAAGAGGGAUUUUUAUAUUCUAGGAAAAACAAGCAAACAACUGUUAUAUUUUAAGCAUUCUGUUGGUGCAGUGAUUUUUGGUUUGUUUUGUUGACUAUGCAGCAAAAGAGGUGCACUAGGGAACUCAGUGAUUCCAUGACCUAAAUCUAAAAGAAGAGACUGAAAAUAGUUGGGCAGGUGCCAAAAAGCUACACAGGCAGCACGUGUGCAGGACCAUAACUAGCGUGGUUCUUUCAUGAAGAACAUCUUGCUCUCAUGACCUGAAGGAAAUCCCAAAGACAGAUUCAGACUCCACUUAUUUGAUUGAGAUGAUUCGGUAUUGCUUGUGGAGAAUCCUUGCACUUAGAAUUUUGUCCUGGUCCUGCCUUGGCAAAGUGCCAGUUUGUGAACCUCCAGGGUCUGCAAACUGGUCACUUAAAUUGAGAUUUUGUUCUUGUUUUGAGAAUUGUCAUAAUUGAAUUUAUUAUUUUCUAAAUAUAGUGUUUUAUGUAUUUCAAGCAAACAUUUUAUUUAUUUACCAAUUAUCUUUUUUCAUCAAUCAUAAAGAAAAAAAAAAUGAAAUGGACCUCAGAACCUGUGGGCAGGAUUGCCGUUCAUAAGUGCUGACAUCUAGUGGUUACACUUUAAUAAAA